This is a messenger RNA of Meloidogyne enterolobii, 816 nucleotides long. The record is from the annotation of a GenBank genome assembly. Lineage: Eukaryota; Metazoa; Nematoda; Chromadorea; Rhabditida; Meloidogynidae.
AUGAGCAUUGAAUAUUGCAGACAGAUUGCUCAACCAGAAACCAUAAAAAUUUUGGAAAAAUUCGUGGCGGCUAUUAAGAGUGUGUCACAUUCAAAACAAAUGAAUUUAACAUUUAUUUAUGAUUGUAAAGCAGGAGGAGAUGAUUUGGAAAAGUUAGAAGAAGUAAUGAAUGAUUUAAAACAUGAAAUUAAAAAAAUUCCGGAGAUGCAAGAGGAAUUGGGUAAAUUUAAAAAUUGUUAUAAUAAUUUUAGAUAUUUCUACUUUUUAGCAAAAGGUAACACAAUUCUUUUAAUCACCAACAGCAGUGGAUACCAAGUACUUGAAGCAUUUUAUGAAAAUGUUCCAAUAUUAUCUUUGCCUUAUAUGGUAGAUCAAUUUUAUGUUGCUGAAGCCUUGAAAAUACCUCAUCAAAUAGAAAUCGAGAAUUCCGCUGAUGGUGAAAAGCCAAAAGCCGGAGGAGAUCAAAAACAUGGGCAGGACACUAAGCAUCAAUCAGGAAAUGGACGAAGCAAAUCCCCUGCUCGAGGAAGGUCCCCUGUUCGUGGAAGGUCCCCUGCUCAAUCAGGAAAUGGACGAAGCAAAUCCCCUGCCCGAGGAAGGUCCCCAGCUAAAGGCAGUUCUCAUGUUAGACCUUCAAGUUUGGACAAACAUGGCGAGAAUCAUCACUUAAUUGUUAAACAAGAAGUGGUUAGAAUUGCUCCAACAUUAAGCUUCAACAAUAUGUCAAAGAAAGUUGAAAAGAUUGGAGAUAAUGAGACUAUUGAAGACGUUGGAGAUAUUAAAGCGGUAUUGAAUGAGUUGUUGGAUGACAAGUAA